AUGGCUGUGCAGAUUUUCAACGAAACAAAAGCGUCGACGCGGCUCCAUUUUGUCGCCACGUUUGGUCUAGCCAAAGCCCUUGCCAACGCCAUGAGUGGUAGUCUGGCUGAUACGCUUGGCCGGAAACCAGUACUGAUUUUGGGCUGCUUGGUAGGCUUGCCCGUAAUGCCCUACGUUAUUGUGGCGAAUUCUUGGAGCGGCGUUACACUCAUGAAUGUUCUCUUUGGACUGUCACAAGGGUUGCUAGGCUCUUCGCUUUUCUUUUUAUUAAUUGAUCUAAUGGGAUCACGUCGUAGGGGAAUCGCUGUGGGUAUGGGAGAAUCAACAAUUUACGUUUCGACUGCCAUUGUAAACGUUCUUGCAGGGCGACUUGCUUCAGUGUACGGGUUUCGACCUGUUCCUUUUUAUGUGGCAACCUCAAUAAGCGUGUUGGGACUUUUGUCGACCAUACCCCUGCAAGAUACUUUGGAUCAAGUGAGGGCCGAACAAACAGAAUCCGAACGGAUCAAUCGGAAGAAGUAUGCUCGGUUACUGAGUACCCAGCCCAGUAAGCUGGACGAAGAGCGAAUAGACACUCCAAAUUGCACUGAUCGUAGCCGUCUCGAUACCACCAAUUGCGGCAUCGGCGAGACUUAUGGUAGUGUAGAUGAAGGUUACGUUUCCCCGUGGCGGAUGUCGACGCACACGCUGGAUACGACUGAUAAGGAAGCGGUGAAGGAAAAUGACGGUGACAUGGAGACUCAACCGAUGACCGCAUUUUCAUUUGCUACUUCUUGCUAUGUGUCAACCAGCCGCAGGGAUCAGCGGACCAGUUCUGGCCCUCUACGUUCUGUUAAGAUGUUGAAGUCGCCAGAGACGAGCUUAAGCUCACUUCUUUUAAAGAAUCGGAGCUACGUCGCUCUUUGCUUCGGAGGCAUGUCGUUGAACUUCAAAGACGGUUUUUGUUGGGGUUCAUUCCCGGUCUUCUUCAAACAUGAACAUGGCUUGAGUGACGUGCGAACUGAUUGGUUGAUUGCUAUCUAUCCUUUAUGUUGGGGCAGUGCCCAAGCUUUUACUGGGGCUUUAUCUGAUCGUUUUGGUCGCAAAUCAUUCCUGGUAGCAGGGGUAGGAUGCUGUGCGGUUUCAAUGGUCAUCUAUGUACUUCCUUCGUAUUGCUGGGGUGUAGCGGCAGGUUCCAAGCACUUUCAUGUUUGGGUGGCCGCGGAUGUGUUGUUAGGAUUUGGGACCGCAUUGGCAUAUCCGGCACUACAAGCUGGUGCGGCCGAUGAGGUAGAUCCUGCCUACCGCGGACUCGCACUCGGAUUCUACCGCUUCAGUAGAGAUAUGGGCUACGUACUUGGAGCGAUCGUUUGUGGCCCUCUUACGGAUGCGAUUGGCUACGAGGACACAUUUCUGGUGAAUGGAACCGUACUUUGCCUUGCUUUUAUAUUACUGCUUGUGUUCUAUUCAGACGAUCAGUCUGAACAAACCUUUGAAUUCAGUACUGCCACAGAUGCAACUUUUAAGCCUUCCCCUUUUACCGCAGGGAAAUCACGAAUACUAACCGCCGGGAUUUCAGAUUCAUGGUGA
Messenger RNA from Phaeodactylum tricornutum CCAP 1055/1, 1569 nucleotides. RefSeq lists its product with no specific name. The coding region runs from base 1 to 1569 and encodes 522 amino acids. The record is from RefSeq and is a predicted model, not a curated record. Gene Ontology annotation, cellular component: membrane. The transcript has a single exon. Gene Ontology annotation, molecular function: transmembrane transporter activity. Gene Ontology annotation, biological process: transmembrane transport. Lineage: Eukaryota; Bacillariophyta; Bacillariophyceae; Surirellales; Neidiaceae.